Anopheles maculipalpis is the source of this 1713-nucleotide messenger RNA. It is a transcript of the gene AMPKalpha, whose product is annotated as 5'-AMP-activated protein kinase catalytic subunit alpha-2. The record is from RefSeq and is a predicted model, not a curated record. The transcript is spliced from 2 exons. Lineage: Eukaryota; Metazoa; Arthropoda; Insecta; Diptera; Culicidae. Gene Ontology annotation, cellular component: cytoplasm. Gene Ontology annotation, molecular function: ATP binding; protein serine/threonine kinase activity. Bases 13 to 1713 code for a protein of 566 amino acids. Gene Ontology annotation, biological process: protein phosphorylation; intracellular signal transduction.
CCUCGGGACGGGAUGGUCGAUAAAGGGCAGCAGGGCGCAUCGGCCCAACCGUUGGUCAAGAUAGGCCACUAUAGCCUUGGUGCCACCCUGGGCACGGGAUCGUUCGGUAAGGUCAAAAUCGGAGAGCACCAGGUGACGAAGCAUAAGGUGGCGGUCAAGAUUCUGAACAGGCAGAAAAUCAAAAGUCUCGAUGUGGUGGGCAAGAUUCGGCGGGAGAUACAGAACCUGAAGCUGUUCCGCCAUCCGCACAUCAUCAAGCUGUACCAGGUCAUUUCGACUCCGACCGACAUUUUCAUGAUCAUGGAGUACGUUAGCGGUGGCGAACUGUUCGACUACAUCGUCAAGAACGGUAAGCUGCAGGAGUCGGAAGCGCGACGGUUCUUCCAGCAGAUCAUUUCCGGCGUUGACUACUGUCACCGGCACAUGAUCGUGCAUCGUGAUUUGAAGCCGGAAAAUUUACUGCUCGAUCACAAUCGUCAUGUGAAGAUUGCAGAUUUCGGUUUAUCAAACAUGAUGCUGGAUGGCGAGUUUUUGCGCACGUCCUGCGGUUCACCGAACUACGCCGCACCGGAAGUCAUUUCCGGCAAGCUGUACGCAGGGCCCGAGGUGGACAUCUGGUCAUGCGGUGUCAUACUGUACGCAUUGCUAUGCGGCACGCUACCGUUCGACGACGAGCACGUUCCCACGCUGUUCCGCAAGAUCAAAUCGGGCGUGUUUCCCAUUCCAGAGUAUCUGAACAAGCAGGUGGUCAGCUUGCUGUGCCAGAUGCUGCAGGUGGAUCCACUGAAGCGUGCCACGGUCGAGGAGAUCAAAAAGCACGAGUGGUUCCAGAAGGAUCUGCCGGCGUACCUGUUCCCGUCGCCCGUCGAGCAGGAUAGCAGCGUGGUGGACACGAACGCUAUUCGUGAGGUGUGUGAAAAGUUUGGCGUAAAAGAGCACGAAGUCCACAAUGCGCUGCUGAGCGGUGAUCCUCAUGAUCAGCUAGCGAUCGCUUACCAUCUUAUAAUCGACAACAAGCGUAUCGCGGAUGAAGCAGCCAAAGCGGAGCUGAAAGAGUUUUACGUUGCCGGAAGUCCACCACCACCGGGUGCGGAUAGUAAGUUUGGCAUCCCGCAAGGGCCAGCUUCGCUCGGAGCCGGAUCGACACAAGGCACACCAAACGAACCCUUCAAAUCGCCAUCGAUUCAUCCGGAACGGAUCGCACCGUUGCGGGAACGUCCAGUAACAACGAGCGCCCAAAAUGUUCCAUCACCCGCACUCAGCAGCAUGUCCCCUUCGACCGUAAUGCCAAUCGACAAACAUCGUGGAACACCGGUUAAGCGAGCCAAGUGGCAUUUGGGCAUUCGAUCACAGUCCAAACCGAACGACAUCAUGCUGGAGGUGUACCGUGCUAUGAAGGCGCUCGAUUUCGAAUGGAAAAUCAUCAACCCGUACCAUGUGCGCGUUCGCAAGUACAACGCACGCAACGAUAAGCACGUAAAGAUGUCACUGCAGCUGUAUCAGGUCGAUCCGAAGAACUAUCUGCUUGAUUUUAAAUCGCUCACGAACGAUGAGGUCGAGCAGGGUGAUGAUGUGAUUAUGGAAAGUUUGACCCCACCGCCACCGGUCGGAUUCGGUGGGAUGGGUAUUCCGAACCUGCAGCAGCCCAGUGGCCACCAUACGAUGGAGUUUUUUGAGAUGUGUGGUGCCUUGAUAGCGCAGCUGGCACGCUAA